AUGGCACCCCGCGUUGUGAUCCCGCUCGACCAGAACUGGGAGUUCCGGCAGGCGGACAAGCCAGACUCCAAGUUCCUGCCCGUCAGCCACUUCCCGACUAACGUCCACCUCGACCUGCAACACCACGGCCUGAUCCCGGACCCGUUCAUCGGCAAGAAUGAGCUCCUCGUCCAGUGGGUGGGCGAGGCGCAAUGGACCUACAGGACCGUCUUCGCGGCGCCGCCGGUGCCCGAGGGCGCCAGGGCAGUAAUCGCGUUCGACGGCCUCGACACUUUCGCGACCGUGGUGCUCAAUGGCACCACCAUCCUCGAGUCGGACAACAUGUUCCUCCCGCAUCGCGUCGAAGUGACCUCGGUCCUGAAGGCCGAAGGUAACGAGCUCGUCAUCACGUUUGACAGCGCCUACCUGCGGGGCUGCAAGCUGGUCGAGCAGCACCCGAACCACAAGUGGGGUUGCUGGAACGGCGACGUCUCGCGGCUGGCCGUGCGCAAGGCGCAGUACCACUGGGGCUGGGAUUGGGGCCCGACUCUCCUGACCUGCGGCCCCUGGCGGCCGGUCCACCUCGAGAUAUACGAGUCGCGCCUGUCCGAUCUCUACGCCGAGACGGUCGUCGACAAGUCGCUGAAGCGGGCCAGCGUCAAGGUGACAGCAGUCGCAGAGCGCAGGGCGGACAGGGUGCGGUUCGACAUCGCCCUCGACGGCCAGCAGGUGGCCACCGAGACAGCCGAGCUGGACGCCACGUCGGGCGAGGCUACCGUGUCGUUCCUCAUCGACAGCCCCGCGCUGUGGUACCCGGUCCGCUAUGGCAAGCAGCCGCUCUACGACAUCCGGGCAACCCUGCUCGCCGGCGACGAUGAGGUCGACACGCUCUCCAAGCGGAUCGGCCUGCGCCGCGCCGAGCUGAUCCAACGGCCACUGGAAGGCCAGCCAGGUACGAGCUUCUUCUUCGAGGUCAACAACAUCCGCAUCUACUGCGGCGGCAGCGACUGGAUCCCUGCCGACAACUUCAUCCCGCGUAUCAGCCGUCGGCGCUACUAUGACUGGGUCAGGCUGGUGGCCGAGGGCAACCAGUUCAUGAUCCGCGUCUGGGGCGGCGGCAUCUACGAAGAGCAGGCCUUCUACGACGCUUGCGACGAGCUCGGCAUCCUGGUCUGGCAGGACUUCAUGUUCGGCUGCGGCAACUACCCGGCCUGGCCGGCCCUGCUCGAGUCCAUCAGGCGCGAGGCCACCGAGAACGUCAAGCGGCUGCGCCACCACCCCUCCAUUGUCAUCUGGGCCGGCAACAACGAGGACUACCAGUACCAGGAGUCGGAGGGCCUCACGUACGACUACGCCAACAAGGACGCCGAGAGCUGGCUCAAGACCGACUUCCCGGCCCGCUACAUCUACGAGAAGAUCCUGGCCGACGUGUGCGCCGACCUGGUCCCCAGCACCCCCUACCACCCGGGCUCGCCCUGGGGCGCCGGGCUCAAUACGCACGACGCCACCGUCGGCGACAUCCAUCAGUGGAACGUGUGGCACGGCACGCAGGAGAAGUGGCAGAACCUCGACCGGCUGGUCGGCCGGUUCGUGUCCGAGUUCGGCAUGCAGGCCUUCCCGGCCGUCAAGACCAUCGACGCCUACCUGCCCCUGGGCCGGGACGACCCGGACCGGUACCCGCAGUCGUCGACGGUCGACUUCCACAACAAGGCCGAGGGCCACGAGCGGCGCAUCGCGCUGUACCUGGUCGAGAAUCUGCGCUACGCGCCCGACCCGCUCGAGCACUUUGUCUACUGCACGCAGCUGAUGCAGGGCGAGUGCCUGGCCUCGGCCUACCGCCUCUGGAAGCGCGAGUGGCGCGGACCCGGGCGCGAGUACUGCGGCGGCGCGCUGGUCUGGCAGACCAACGACUGCUGGCCCGUCACGAGCUGGAGCAUCGUCGACUACUACCUGCGCCCCAAGCUGGCCUACUUCACGGUCAAGCGCGAGAUGGCGCCCGUGAGCAUCGGCAUCACGCGCAGGACGCACCUGCACCCGCGCGACCGGCACACCCGAGUCAACGUGGACGUCAAGACGCAGAUCGAGGUGUGGGCCAGCAACCUGACCCUCGAGGACUUGACGGUCGACUGCGUACUCAAGGCCUGGGACGUCGAGAGCGGCGAGGAGACCUUCUCCGAGACGGUGGCGGCGGCGCUGCUCCUGCGGGAGAACCGGUCGACCGAGAUCGCCGCGCUGGACGUUCCCGUCCGGCAGAAGAACGUCGGGGAGGAGGGCCGGAUCGUGGUGGCGGCCUAUCUGGUCGACAAGGAGGGCAGGCAGAUGGCCCGCUACGUCAACUGGCCCGAGCCGCUCAAGUACGUGCACCUGCAGAAGCCUCGGGCGCUCCGGGCGCAGCUGACUGCCGAUUACUCGGCGGUCGAGGUCAGCGCCGAGGUGCCAGUCAAGGGCGUCGCGCUGGAGUGCGAGGAUGACGGGGUCCGAUUCGACGACAACCUGGUGGAUAUUGUGCCGGGCGAGGUGGUCACCAUCGGCGUCAGCGGGGCGGGCAAGGACACCAAGAUCGAGACGCGGUAUCUGGACAUGAUCUAA
Thermothelomyces thermophilus ATCC 42464 is the source of this 2568-nucleotide messenger RNA. Its product is annotated as glycoside hydrolase family 2 protein. Gene Ontology annotation, molecular function: beta-mannosidase activity. Bases 1 to 2568 code for a protein of 855 amino acids. The record is from RefSeq and is a predicted model, not a curated record. Lineage: Eukaryota; Fungi; Ascomycota; Sordariomycetes; Sordariales; Chaetomiaceae. The transcript has 2 exons. Gene Ontology annotation, biological process: carbohydrate metabolic process; glycoprotein catabolic process.